AUGGCUCAGGACCACUCUGUCUUAGGACUUCGGCUUCCUCUUCUUUUCUUUCCGCUCCUCCAGCUCCUUCUCUGCAAAAUGGCCGAGUUCUCAGCGGACCAGAUUGAGGACUUCAAGGAGGCUUUCGGCCUCUUCGACAGAGUCGGUGACAGCCAGGUGGCCUUCAACCAGGUGGCCGACAUCAUGCGCGCUCUGGGCCAGAACCCCACCAACAAGGACGUCACAAAGAUCCUGGGCAGCCCCAACGCUGAUGACAUGGCCAACAAGAGGAUCAACUUCGAGGCUUUCCUCCCCAUGCUGAAGGAGGUCGACGCCCAGCCAAAGGGCACCGUUGACGACUACAUUGAGGGUCUCCGCGUCUUCGACAAGGAGGGCAACGGCACAGUCAUGGGCGCUGAGCUGCGCAUCGUGCUGUCCACCCUGGGAGAGAAGAUGACCGAGAACGAGAUUGAAGCCCUCAUGACCGGCCAGGAGGACGAGAACGGCAGUGUGCACUAUGAGGCUUUCGUCAAGCACAUCCUGUCUGUGUAAGAGGCCGGCAGUAGGAGCUGUACUCACCUACAGACAGCCGCACGGUGUUCAGGACAUCUACACUACAUCAAAGACCAACCAAGGAAAGACAAGGACUAUGUACAAGGGAUGUUGAAGCAAACCCAUCUUGUUGUUUAUUUUUGUUUUUCUUUACCAUUUUCGUCUCAAACCCUCCUCCCUCUCGGGGGUCACCACCUUCGCCAUCGUAAACCACCAUCACUUGGCCUCUACUCCACCCAGGGGCGCGUCUCCACUCGCCGCAUGGGGUGAGGAACGGGGGAGAAGGGAUGACCGCUCAUUAAGUGAGGGUAGAUCCCUACCUUCCCACCGACCACCUCAUACAGUCACUCCACCACUGGCCCAGCAAUGCCAAAGGUGCUGGAGAAUGGUCGUGGACAGGCCGCCAAAACGUCUCCCACUUCCCUGAAAAGUUGUAUUUAUUGUCACUCCGUUUCAGAAUAAACUUUUCCAACGUACAUCCC
Anoplopoma fimbria (sablefish) is the source of this 1013-nucleotide messenger RNA. Its product is annotated as myosin light chain 3, skeletal muscle isoform-like. The record is from RefSeq and is a predicted model, not a curated record. NCBI's taxonomy places the organism in Eukaryota, Metazoa, Chordata, Actinopteri, Perciformes, Anoplopomatidae. Gene Ontology annotation, cellular component: contractile muscle fiber; myosin II complex. Gene Ontology annotation, molecular function: calcium ion binding.